AUGACUAGCUUAAUUAACUCGGACACACGUAUAAAAGUAAGUUCGGUUCUGAACAGAGAUACCGCCAACUAUGGUAAACAAAAUCUCAUUGAUGGUAGUGAAGAGACAUGUUGGAAUACUGAGCAGGGCCUCCCUCAAAAUAUUUUGUUGGAUUUUCCUGAGCCUGUAUCAGUAGAAAGCAUUGUUUUACAGUUUCAAGGUGGAUUUGUUGGCAAAAACUGUAUUGCUGUAGGAAGUACGCCUAAUUCACCCAACGAUUAUAGUGUAGAAAUCGGCAGAUUUUAUCCUCAAGAUAUCAACCCUACACAAACUUUUGAUUUCCCAGCAACGGAAGGCUUAAAGAGAGUCAAAAUUAUUUUUGAAGAAAGUACAGAUUUUUAUGGACGUAUUACAGUUUAUAAGUUGGAUAUCCUUGGUAAGGUCUUAGAUACCGGCAGCUUUUCUGUUUAA
Messenger RNA from Mucor mucedo, 450 nucleotides. RefSeq names its product galactose-binding domain-like protein. Bases 1 to 450 code for a protein of 149 amino acids. Lineage: Eukaryota; Fungi; Mucoromycota; Mucoromycetes; Mucorales; Mucoraceae. The record is from RefSeq and is a predicted model, not a curated record. The transcript is spliced from 3 exons.